Messenger RNA from Cylindrotheca closterium, 1410 nucleotides. The record is from the annotation of a GenBank genome assembly. NCBI's taxonomy places the organism in Eukaryota, Bacillariophyta, Bacillariophyceae, Bacillariales, Bacillariaceae.
AUGAUUGGUUCCGUUCCACGUGUUCCGUUGGGAGAAGUCUCGGCACAGCAAAUAACACAGCAGCUUCAACAACAACAACAACAACAACAAGCAGCUGCUCCACAGCAACCAGUACCAAUGCAACCAGCUCCAAUCAUGGCACAACCCCAGCAAAUUCCUCCGGUGCAACAACAACAAAACCAGCCUCCUAUGGCUCUAGUUGGAAUCUACGGACAAGGAAUUUUGACACCACCAACAAGAGGACACCAAGACGCACUAGAUUUUGUUUCACAAAAGAUGGAUCUGAGCUACGCCAGCGACAAACCUGGUGCGAACUCUCUCCUUCAUCACCUGCAAGACAAAGCUCGACAAGUCAAUCUAUAUGAAGUAUUUGAAGUGACAACUGCACAAGGCCAGGUUCUGAAUCUAUUUGAUCACUACCUCUCAAUCUCAUUACAACAAGUGAAAGCUGCAGCCAUCACUCGAUGGAACACCAACACUUGGAAUCGACAAGGAUCCUACAUGCUCUCACUGUCAGUAUUAAAGAGCCUCUCAACGAGCUUUCAUACACACAUCAUCAGCCACAAACCCAACUACUCGAUGCAGUCAGGAUACAGUGACGUUGCCCUUGUAUUAAAGACAAUUCUGUCCCAAGUGUUUCCUACCACCACGACUGGAACCAACAACGUGCUCACACAACUAAGUCAGCUCGACAUCAAGGACCAUGAGAACAACCUAUUGAACUUGCAUCAAGAAUUCAAACGCCUCGUUGGGAUCAUGCACGCAGCACCUGAUGGCCUUGCUAGCAUGAACAAAUCCAUGCAACGAUUCUAUUUAUUGGAAAGCUACAAAACAAUCAAAUGCGACGCCUUUACCAUGUUUGUUUUGCAACAAAAGAAUCAAAUGAAUGUUCCCAGCAUCAACGAAAUCAUGGACCGAUCCGAACAAAAGUACGUGGAAUUUGUUGACGAAGGGCUAUGGAACAAAAAGCCCAAGGAAGAAGUCAUCAUGGCACUAAAACCCGAAAAUAAGCUCCUAAAGCGGAAGACCGACAGCACACGAGACGCUCUCCGCAAGAAAAAGAAGGCUGCCAAAUCAGCCAAGAAAAAGAAAGGAAAGAAGCAACGUGGCACAACCGACGAGAACUGGAUCACCACACCUCCAUCACCAGGAAAAGAAGAUAAACCCAUCGAAAGAGACGGCAAAGAAUGGAACUGGUGCAUCCACCACCAAAAAUACGUUGUUGCAGCCGGGAAUCGACAACAAGGUCCACAUUCUUCAGCCUUUUGCGCCCUGAAUCCCAAGAACCAAAAGAAAAAGGGAAAGAAAACAGUGCAAGUCAAUGCAGCAAUUGACUCCGAAAGUUACUCCAGCAGCGACGAAGAAAGCAGCACCUCUGAGACUGAAAGCGAAACAGAAUCCAGCAACUGA